Penicillium argentinense is the source of this 1119-nucleotide messenger RNA. RefSeq names its product isopenicillin N synthase family dioxygenase. The record is from RefSeq and is a predicted model, not a curated record. Lineage: Eukaryota; Fungi; Ascomycota; Eurotiomycetes; Eurotiales; Aspergillaceae. The coding region runs from base 1 to 1119 and encodes 372 amino acids. The transcript has 4 exons.
AUGUCUGCCUCGGCGUCUUUCACCUCAAUUCCAGUCUUGGACUUUACGCAGACGUUAUCGCCGGCCACCAAACCGGGAUUUCUUGCUCAGCUGCGGGAUACACUUAUCAAUGUAGGGUUUCUGUAUCUUCAAAACCCACCGAUCUCCCACGAUGUGCAGGAUACAUUUACUGCCAAAGGGCUGGAGCUAUUCCACCUACCUUUGGAGAAGAAGCUGAAGAUCGAGAUGGUAAACAGCCCGCACUUUCUCGGCUACUCCAGGCUGGGUGCAGAGAUCACUGCAUUGAAGCCUGAUCAUCGAGAGCAGUUUGAUUUUGCAACCGAGCUUCCAGCGCCGGGCCCUGAUGAGCCGUUGUACAGGAAUAUCUGCGGGCCAAAUCAGUGGCCGGACGAAAUCACAAUUCCUGGGUUUCGUCAGGCGUUGGAGCUCUACCUGUCAGAAGUCCACCAGCUAUCUACGACCUUCACAGCCCUCAUCGCCGAGGCUCUGGAUCUCCCUCCGACGGCGAUGGAUGGGGUUUUUGAUCAUCCUCAACAACAUAAACUGAAAUUGAUCAAGUAUCCCCCUCCGCCUGCCAGCCAGGUCGACGAUGGGAUCGGCUUCCAAGGUGUGGGCCCCCACAAGGACUCCGGCUUUCUCACAUUUUUGCUACAAGCAACGCCCCACCGAGGCCUGGAGGUGCAAAACAAAUCCGGUGAAUGGGUAUCAGCGCCUCCCCUCCCAAAUACCUUCGUGGUCAAUAUUGGUCGCGCCCUCGAAGCUCUGACGGGUGGGAUUUGUACUGCGACUACGCACCGGGUGUGUCUAAGGCCAGAUAAUUUUGUUGAUGCCGAAGGGAAUUCCUUGGGGCCGCGGUUCUCUUUUCCGGUCUUUCAAGGGGUGAGUCCGGAUCUCUCAGCCGACAAAAUCACUCUUGUCGUUCCUGACCACAUUCGGGCCCUGGUGAAGGACGAAAAGGCCAAAUCUGACGCAGAGGCAACUUUCAAUCAGAUGUUCAAGACAAGCAUCGGCGAGGGUACUUUUGUUGCGCGGGUAACCAGCCAUCAGGAUGUAGGCCAGCGAUGGUAUCCGGAUGUUUUGGCCAGGGCACUUCAGGGCCAGCGGGAGUUUAGUGCUUAG